UCCGGGAAAGACCAUCGUCGCUGGCGAGUCCUCGACGAAGGCUGCCCCAGCCGGGUGUAUCAUCAAGGCAAGCGCGACGGUUACAGAUGCUCGUGACCCUCUGGGUGACAACACGAACAAGAUGCCACUCAGUAAGGCGAGUCUGCCUGCCGCACCGACUGUCCAGAAGAAGCACACCGCAGGAUCAUCGUUCCUCGAGAAUGUCAAGAGCUCGAACAACAAGAUCAAGUUCCGUUCUCUUCCGGCACAAUUGUCAGUCCAGACAUCGCAGCAACCUACAACCAAGAUGGCGCAAGAACCCUCAGACAAGAAGAAGCGCGUCGAGACACAGAAGACGCAAACGCCCGUCACUGGCCACAGACAAGACGCAGCUAAGGAGGGGCAAUCUACCAGCAAGACGUCAGAGGGCGUCAAGGUUAGCAAGGUAAUUGUGGACACCGACAACAAGAAGACACAAGCCAAGGCUGUCGAGCCCGUGAAAGAGACGCAGAAAGAGGCCACCGAUGAGCAGAAGGCUCCUGGUAAGAAACAGAUUGUGAAGAGCGAUGCCGAUGAUCACAAGCUCAGAAGUGAGUUGGAAGCCUCGCCCCUUCACCAGGAGAACGUCCAAGACAGCAGAUCGAUCACGGACGACAACGAGCCAUCCGACUCUGAGAAGACUUCAAGCAUCGCUUCGGGGACCUCAACUGACAUGGCGAGCCCAUCUUCUGGCGGAUCGAAGCAACGCGAAAGCAACAAUAAAUACCGCGGCCGUCCCAGGCCAGGUGACAAAGGCGUUGCAAUGAAAGUCACCAAGUUCAAGCGUAAGCCCAAAGACGAGAAGAUGAAGAGCGGCUAUAAGAGCAAGGCGAAUGUUGACAAGAGCAACGACGGAGGGGAGGUGCGCCUCAGUAGCGAAUCAAUGUCAGGUUUUCCGCGGAAGCAGCCGGUGAAGAGAGCCAGUGAGCCUCUCCCGGCUAAGAAGGCUGCCGCCACCAGCAGCAAUCCUCUAAAAGAUCUUCUUCUCGAAAUUUCCAGCGGUGGCUCGACUCCCCGCAAGGAGCAUGCUCGAAGCUCACCUGACUCCACGGCUAGCGCAAAGCGCAAGCGCCACAUCGACGACGACGGCCGUCCUCUCAUCAAGAAGACUGUUGUUGGUUCCGGUGAUCGUCUAAUCUCGCGCCCAAGAGUUCGUCGUCCUAUGCCUGCAAUAGAUGCUGAUGUUAUGGACGUCAACUACAUCUGCGCGUCGCCUGGACCACAGCUUCUCCGCCGCCCUCGUAUGACGACAGAGACUGCCAACAACCCGUAUCUUCGACAUCCGUAAUCUGGAGAACCCUCACUACUCCGGCAACUACAAAAGAAAGCAACGCUC
Messenger RNA from Dothidotthia symphoricarpi CBS 119687, 1354 nucleotides. RefSeq lists its product as uncharacterized. The record is from RefSeq and is a predicted model, not a curated record. The coding region runs from base 122 to 1306 and encodes 394 amino acids. Lineage: Eukaryota; Fungi; Ascomycota; Dothideomycetes; Pleosporales; Dothidotthiaceae. The transcript is spliced from 2 exons.